CUUCACUUUGCUCUGGUUGGCCAAACAGGAACUCAGGACCUGCAAAAUCAGAAACAUAUCUCAAAGCAGGACAGCUGUGGAUGGAUAGGAAAUGUGCAGAGAGGGGAAAUGACAUGCAGCAAAGGGCGGCAAGCUGGAAUUGGACCUCAUCCUACAUGGGCCGGAUACUCUACCAGUUUGCAUUCAACUGGAAGUCGUCCUUACAUCAAGCACUUAAACAUAAAUGGAGAACACAGUCUGUGCUGUUCAGGACUUCUCCAUUAGUCUCCAUUUAUAACUCAUCAAAAAGUAGUCUGAGAGAGUUUUUUUGCGAUCAUGGCACAUGUAGAGGAGUCUCAAACUGAAGGGGAGGGCAGCCCCCAGAUGAUCUCCUUAAGAUCAGACAUAUCAGGGAACCAUAUCGAUGAUGGAGAAGCAGGGCCCUCCAUAAGGAGGAAGAGGAGGAAGAAGAAAGACCCACGUCCAGAGUCCAUUAUUGUUUAUCGCUCUGACAUGGAGAGGGCGCCUGGAGAGGACCAAGGCAGUGAGGAGGGAGCAGAGAGGAGCAUAGAGGAGGGAGCCAAAUUCCUCUGCACACCUACAGGUGAAGGAGGUGGAUGGAGCCUUCCUCCAGACAGCCGCUACGUGACUCUGACCGGCACCAUCACCCGAGGGAAAAAGAAGGGGCAGGUGGUGGACAUUCACCUCACAUUGACAGAGAAGGAAAUCAGGGAUCUGGCGAAGUCAAAGGAACGUCUCGAUGCAGAGUGUGAGGCGGGGGAAGGCUCCAAACGCACCUGCGGCUUUGGUGUGUGCCAGGGACCCCAUGUUGUCUUGUGGAGCCUCUCAUGCGCCCCCGUGAUUUUCCUCCUGUCCUUCAUCACUUCCUUCUACUACGGCACUCUCACCUGGUACAACGUCUUCCUGGUGUACAAUGAGGAGCGGACGUUCUGGCACAAGAUUACAAUAUGCCCCUUCCUCAUCAUCUUCUACCCCAUGCUCAUCAUGCCCAUGGCGCUGUCUCUGGCUCUGUACUCAGCCGUGGUGCAGGUGUCCUGGGCCUUCAGCGAGUGGUGGCAGGCUGUGAGGGACCUGGAGAAAGGUUUCUGUGGCUGGGCCUGCGGGAAGCUGGGGCUGGAGGACUGUUCCCCCUAUAGCAUAGUGGAGCUUCUUGACUCUGACACUGUUUCUGGCACUCUGCAGAGCAAGGCACCCAGUGAACUUGCUCAGACGUCAUCAGUAUGAAGCGCGGGGACGCUGAAGUCCAAGGCACAUAUGGGUGUAAGCCUAAGUGAUAUACAACAUGCCAGAACAUUCAAACCCGUCACAAGAAAGUAUUAGACAGCUGUUUCAACUAUACUUUACUGUGAACGUAUCAAACACUGCCUAAGCUGUCCUGAAAUGCUGAACUAUUGCUACAAACUUUGUGAAGCAUUAAUGGAUCCAGAUCACCAUAAAUUAUUCCUCUGAGUGGUAAUGUUGGGUGAUUUUUUUCUAAGUUGUUAUUGUUUUUAGAGUUAUCCCACUCAAAGGUUUUUUGAUAUAUGCAGGCCUUGGUGCCUCUUGUAGUGAAGUUAGAUGAACUGACUGUGGACGCUGAUACACACAUGUUGCUGGAGGCCUGAAAGUUAAAUGGAGUUUCACUUCAUCUGUAAAUAUGUGUAAUUAAAUCUGUGUGAUCACUGAGCAGUGCACAGACAUCAGAACAGAAUGCAUUUCAAAGGCAACGCUGUCUUGUAUGUUAAGUCCUUAUAAUCACUCUGUGAAGCUGUAUUUGAAGUAAGGCUGGAUGACCAACUGGAACAACUGCCCCAAGGGCUUAAGAUGUGCAAUUGCUUUGUGUCAAUUUGAUACAUUACUGAUUUGAUUAGAAGUAUGCACUAUUGAGUACAAUGUUUCCUUAAACAAUAAGCACUGGUCAGUGUCUUGUGAAGGCGUUCUGUGUCAGUGGGUUCACUCCAUUUCAGUAAGCAGGUGCACCACUUAGAGAAUUUUUUUUAAGUUGUAAAGCAAUAUAUAUGGGUAUUUAGUCGUAUUGUGGAUUGAUUCAGGUCCAACUUUUGACUUUCGAGUGCGAAGUCUUAAAAUUCUACAUAUAUGCAUAGUGAUUGCCCUCUAAAGGUUGAAACCUGCUGUUGCAAUUGAAUUUUGCUAAUGGCUAAUCCUGGUAGCAGGAGCCUGCUUUCAUCCCAGCCGAACCCACUGUUCCAUCACCGCCCUCUA
Plectropomus leopardus (leopard coralgrouper) is the source of this 2202-nucleotide messenger RNA. RefSeq names its product transmembrane protein 169b (gene tmem169b). The record is from RefSeq and is a predicted model, not a curated record. NCBI's taxonomy places the organism in Eukaryota, Metazoa, Chordata, Actinopteri, Perciformes, Serranidae.